AUGGCAGGAUACAGCAAAGGCGCAGGCCGGGUGCCCACCGGUUUCGCGGCGGAAACAUUCAUCAGCGAGUCGAGCUUCCGAGAAGGUCACCGCGCACUCGAAUCCGGCGCAAAUUCGAAGAAACGAAAGAGGGAGAACAAAGGGAAUUCGAGCGUAGUCUCGGGCGCCGGAGCGUACAAAGGUCCUUGGGCGCGAUAUGAGGAAGAGCGGCCAGAUGCGGCGUCCGACGAAGAAUUCGGCAGCGAUGAAGAGGUGGAGAUAGUGUAUGAAGAGGACGACAUAGAAGACAAUCCUACGGCGGCACCUAAGAAGCUCGCAGGAACGGAUUAUGCGGACACAGAAGCUGCGGGCGAGACGAGCGAGUUCGUGGGCAGCCAGCAGUACGAUUACCAAGGAAGAACGUACAUGCACAUACCGAAUGAUCUCGAUAUCAAACUGACCGGCGAGCGCGACGACACCAAGAACUUCCACCCCAAGAAACUCAUUCACACGUACAAAUACCACACAAAGUCCAUCACCCAAGUGCGCUUCUUCCCUGGCAGCGGUCAUCUGCUUCUUUCGGCCUCCGCCGAUUCCAAGAUCGCCCUGUGGGACGCAUACCAUCAACGAGAGCUUUUGCGGACAUUUUCCGGGCAUACAAAGUCUGUCAACGACAUCGACUUCAACCCUAGCGGGACACAGUUCGUCUCGGCGAGUUAUGAUCGCUACAUGAAGCUGUGGGACACCGAGACUGGAAAAUGUCUCAACAAGUUUACUUCCGGAAAGACACCCCACGUGGUGCGAAUCAACCCGAGCACGCCGCACGAGUUUUUGGCAGGAAUGGCAGACAAGAAGAUCCUCCAGUACGAUACUAGGAGCGGAGAGAUGGUGCAGGAAUACGACCAUCAUCUGGGUCCGGUCAACACGAUUACUUUCUGCGACGAGGACAGGCGCUUUGUCAGCACGUCUGACGACAAGUCCCUCCGCGCGUGGGAAUAUGGCAUUCCCGUCCCCAUCAAGUUCAUUGCCGAGCCUUACAUGUUUUCCAUGGUUCGCUCGUCCCCCCAUCCUUCAGGAAAAUACAUCGCCUUCCAGUCCUCCGACAACCAAAUCACCGUCUAUUCCUCCACCGACAAAUUCCGCCAAAACCGCAAGAAGAGCUACCGCGGCCAUAACGUGGCGGGCUACGCACCGGACGUCGCCAUCAGUCCUGACGGACAGCUCAUUAGCUCCGGUGAUAGCGGAGGUUAUGUGUGCUUCUGGGACUGGAAGACGUGCAAGAUGUGGCACAAGAUUCAGGCGAGCGAUGCGCCAGUCUUGGCGGUGCAGUGGCACCCGCGGGAGACGUCCAAGGUUAUUACGGGUGAUCUCAAUGGUGUACUCAAGUACUGGGAUUAG
Molecule: messenger RNA, 1377 nt
Organism: Didymosphaeria variabile
Lineage: Eukaryota; Fungi; Ascomycota; Dothideomycetes; Pleosporales; Didymosphaeriaceae
Exons: 2
Coding region: 1-1377 (458 amino acids)
Biological process (GO): mRNA splicing, via spliceosome
Cellular component (GO): catalytic step 2 spliceosome
Molecular function (GO): mRNA binding; protein binding
Source: RefSeq, a predicted model, not a curated record